UUCCUUCAUUCAUUCAGUGACAUGCUGGCAGUGCUGGCCUGUGCCCCUCACGUGGUCGGGUUGGGUGAGGGCAGCUAGGAGGACUCCAGGCCUGGUGUCAGUUCUUCUCUAAAUGAAUACCUUCUUGACAGAGUCAUGGGAAAUGGGCCCUGCUGUCCCAUGGCUGCCCAGUGUGAAACUAGUGGGUCCUGAGCCCACCGAGCCUGCCUGCCUGGCCCUGCUCCCCAUGUUGCCCUUGGCUGAGGCACCUCUUAUGUCUCCCCAAGUCGGCAGCAGCACUCCCAACCCGUGUGCUUGCCGAGUAUUUGUUGAAGAAACAAAGUCAUUUGUCCUAGAGGAUGGCCCCGUUCUGGAUUGGCCAGUUGCUUCUGUGUGGUGCUGAAUCUGCUCCUCUCUCCCCUGUAUUUCCUGGGGACAGGUGGAGGCUCAGCCAGAUUCAGGUUCAAGGUGUCUUCCUAGGCUGCAUCGGUCUGCAUGCAUGGGAUGUCUGCUGGGCCCCUUUGUUGACACUAGGAUUGACCAGCAGGUUUAGGUUUCGUCAGCCUGAUGCGUUGCUCUUUUAUCUAAAAGGUUUUUAGGUUUCUGUGGUUUUUUGUUUCAUUUGUGGGUUUUUUUUUUUUUUUUUUUUUUUUUUUUGAGAUGGUCUUGCUCUGUCGCCCAGGUUGGAGUACAGUGAUGCAAUCAGGGCUCACUGCAGCCUCAACCUCCUGGGCUUGGGUGAUCCUUCCACCUCAGCCUCCUGAGUAGCUGGAACUACAGGUUAUGUACCGCCAUGCCCAGAUAAUUUUUUAACUUUUUGUAGAGAUGAGGUCUCACUAAUGUCCAGGCUGGGCUCAAGGGAUCCUCCCGCCUCAGCCUUCCGAAGUACUGGGAUUACAGGUGUGAGCCACUGCGUCCAACCUAUUUAAUGGCUUUUGAACAGCUGUUGAUAAUUGCCUGGACCUACUACUUCCUUAAGGGUGUAAAAUGGUGAUUUUUUGAAUUCUAUCAUUCCCUCUGCAUUUAGUAGCUGGAAUCCUAUAAAGGAAUCUUCCUCAUCGUCUAUUUGAUUACCCUGAAAUACUAUUUUCAAAGAAAAGAAGGGAAAAUGCCUGCUUUCACCUCUAACAGUUUUCAGAACAAUGAGUUAGUGCCCUGGCAAGGGCCAGUGACAGGGCAGGAGGGGGUGGAGAGUGUUUCCUGGGCUGCCUGGUGAACUCAGGUCUGUCAAUGGCAGGCUUGCUUUUUCAUGCCCAGCUUGUCUUCUUUGCCUAGAGGCGGCCUCAGGUUGACCUCUGUAGUCCUUUGACACAAGCCUUGGGUCUUGGGCACCUUCCUUACUUGCAACUACCAGUAUGCUGCAGGCUCCAGCCCCUCCCUGGCAUUUCCUGUUGCGGACCCGGCCCAACCAUCUCCCCAGGGUGCACUCGGUGUGAAUACGGUGUUUAGAGACCCCAAUCUGGUCACCAGGCAUGGUGCUUGCUCCUGGGAUUUCCUUACUGCUAGGGCUUUGGAAGAGACAGAGCCAGGAUAUAAGGUUUUUCGUUGUUUUUUUUUUUUUUUUUGCCAAUUUAAAAAAAAUAAAGUAUGAGGCUGGGCAUGGUGGCUCAUGCCUGUAAUCCCAGCACUUUGGGAAGCUGAGGCGGGCAGAUCCCUUGAGCUCAGGCAUUUGAGACCGGCCUGGCCAACAUGGUGAAACCCCGUCUCUACUAAAAAUACAAAAAUCGGCUAGGUGUGAUGGCGCACGCCUGUAAUCCCAGCUACUUCAGAGGCUAAAGCAGGAGGAUCCCUUGAACCCAGGAGUUGAAGACUGCAGUGAGCUAUGAUUGUGCCACUGCACUCUAGCCUGGGUGACAGUCAGACCCUGUCUCCAAAAAAAAAAAAAAAAAAAAAAAAAAAAAAAAAAAAAAAAAAAAAAACCACCUCUGUGAUAGUGACAUGUCAAUGUGGAUUCAUCAAGUGUUAACAGCUGUACCCCCUGGUGGGGGAUGUUGAUAAUGGGGGAGACUGGGGUGGGGUGAAGACAUACGGGAAAUCUCUGUAACCUUCCUCUAAUUUUGCUGUGAACCUAAAGCUGCUCUAAAAAUGUACAUAAAUAUAAACUGGGGCCUUCUUUUCCCUCUGCCCUGCCCCAGCCCUCUCCCCCACCUCCUUCCUCUCCCUGCUGCCUCCCCUCUGCCCUCCCCUUUCCUCCUUAGCCACUGUAAAUAACACUGCAGCAAAGGCCUGAGGCAAAUGCCUUGGCUCUGGGGCGCCCCAGCCGCCUGCAGGCCCCUUAUUUCCUGUGGCCAAGCUCCUCCUCCCACCCUCCCGGCCUUUCCCCAGCCUCCCUCGACCACUAGGCCUGAAUUGCUGGGCACCGGCUGUGGUCGACAGACAGAGGGACAGACAUGGCUCUGCAGGUGCACUCGGUCCCUGGCACCGGCCCCAGGGGUGGCAGAACGGGGGUGGGGUUGGUGUGGGAAGCACAGGCUCCACGUCUCCUGGGGGGCUGUUGGGUGGGAAGGCUCUGGCUGCCCUCGCCCUGUCCCCAUCACUGCAGAGGGCUGUGCGGUGGCUGGAGCUGCCACUGAGUGUCUUGGUGAGGGUGACCUCACACUGGCUGAGCUUCUUAAAGGCUCCAUCUGAAGACUUUGUUCAUGGUGUUCUUUCACUUCUCAGAGCCUGUCCUGGCUCCAGGAGUAACAGGUGUUCACAGAGAUUAUGAGUAGCCUCCUCCUCCUCCUCCACAACCUCACAUGACCUCCCUUUCCUCCCGCUGGCCUCUUUCCCUCCCCUUCUGUCACUCUGCCUGGGCAUGCCCCAGGGCCUUGGCUGGGCCCUUUCUUUCCUCAGGGAAACCCACAUGGUUGGGCUAGAUGCCUCCAUACCCCCCCACCCACACCCCCUGAGCCUCUAGUCCUCCCUCCCAGGACACAUCAGGCUGGAUGGUGACAUCUCCCCACCCUUGAAUGAGACUGCUUUGUGCUGCUCUGGGAUUUGCACCCAGCUUGGACUGCCCGCUCCACGGGCCCCAGGAAAAGCUCGUACAGAUAAGGUCAGCCACAUGGGUGGGGGGCCUGCAGCAUGCUGCCCUCGCUGUCCCAGAAGUCACGUGCUCGGUCCCCUCUAAAGCCCCUUUGGGGACCUAGGGGACAAGCAGGGCAUGGAGACAUGGAGACAAAGUAUGCCCUUUUCUCUGACAGUGACACCAAGCCCUGUGAACAAACCAGAAGGCAGGGCACUGUGCACCCUGCCGGGCCCCGCCACCCCCCUUCUCACCCGCCACCUUGCCACCUGCCUCUUCUCCCAGCUGGGCGCCGUGUACACAGAAGGUGGGUUCGUGGAAGGCAUCAAUAAGAAGCUCGGCCUCCUGGGUGACUCUGUGGACAUCUUCAAGGGCAUCCCCUUCGCGGCUCCCACCAAGGCCCUGGAAAAUCCUCAGCCACACCCCGGCUGGCAAGGGACCCUGAAGGCCAAGAACUUCGAGAAGAGAUGCCUGCAGGCCACCAUCACCCAGGACAGCACCUACGGGGAUGAAGACUGCCUGUACCUCAACAUCUGGGUGCCCCAGGACAGGAAGCAAGUCUCCCGGGACCUGCCCGUUAUGAUCUGGAUCUAUGGAGGCGCCUUCCUCAUGGGGUCCGGCCACGGGGCCAACUUCCUCAACAACUACCUGUAUGACGGCGAGGAGAUCGCCACACGCGGAAACGUCAUUGUGGUCACCUUCAACUACCGUGUCGGUCCCCUUGGGUUCCUCAGCACUGGGGACGCCAACCUGCCAGGUAACUAUGGCCUUCGGGAUCAGCACAUGGCCAUUGCUUGGGUGAAGAGGAAUAUCGCGGCCUUCGGGGGGGACCCCAACAACAUCACGCUCUUUGGGGAGUCUGCUGGAGGUGCCAGUGUCUCUCUGCAGACCCUCUCCCCCUACAACAAGGGCCUCAUCCGGCGAGCCGUCAGCCAGAGCGGCGUGGCCCUGAGUCCCUGGGUCAUCCAGAAAAACCCACUCUUCUGGGCCAAAAAGGUGGCUGAGAAGGUGGGUUGCCCUGUGGAUGAUACCGCCAGGAUGGCCCAGUGUCUGAAGAUUACUGAUCCCCGAGCCCUGACGCUGGCCUAUAAGGUGCCGCUGACGGGCCUGGAGUACCCCAUGCUGCACUAUGCGGGCUUCAUCCCUGUCAUUGAUGGAGACUUCAUCCCCGAUGACCCCAUCAACCUGUACGCCAACGCCGCCGACAUCGACUAUAUAGCAGGCACCAACGACAUGGACGGCCACAUCUUCGCCAGCAUCGACAUGCCUGCCAUCAACAAGGACAAGAAGGAAGUCACGGAGAGUGCCAAGACCUACACCUACCUGUUUUCCCAUCCAUCUCGGAUGCCCGUCUACCCCAAAUGGGUGGGGGCCGACCAUGCAGAUGACAUUCAGUACGUUUUCGGGAAGCCCUUCGCCACCCCCACGGGCUACCGGCCCCAAGACAGGACAGUCUCUAAGGCCAUGAUCGCCUACUGGACCAACUUUGCCAAAACAGGGGACCCCAACAUGGGCCACUCGGCUGUGCCCACACACUGGGAACCCUAUACUACGGAAAACGGCGGCUACCUGGAGAUCACCAAGAAGAUGGACAGCAGCUCCAUGAAGCAGAGCCUGAGAAUCAACUUCCUGCGCUACUGGACCCUCACCUAUCUGGCGCUGCCCACAGUGACCGACCAGGAGGCCACCCCCGUGCCCCCCACGGGUGACUCCGGGGCCGCCCCCGUGCCCCCCACGGGUGACUCCGGGGCCGCCCCCGUGCCCCCCACGGGUGACUCCGGGGCCCCCCCCGUGCCCCCCACGGGUGACUCCGGGGCCCCCCCCGUGCCGCCCACGGGUGACUCCGGGGCCCCCCCCGUGCCGCCCACGGGUGACUCCGGGGCCCCCCCCGUGCCCCCCACGGGUGACUCCGGGGCCGCCCCCGUGCCCCCGACGGGUGACUCCGGGGCCGCCCCCGUGCCGCCCACGGGUGACUCCGGGGCCCCCCCCGUGCCGCCCACGGGUGACUCCGGGGCCCCCCCCGUGCCCCCCACGGGUGACUCCGGGGCCGCCCCCGUGCCCCCCACGGGUGACUCCGGGGCCCCCCCCGUGCCGCCCACGGGUGACUCCGGGGCCCCCCCCGUGCCGCCCACGGGUGACUCCGGGGCCCCCCCCGUGCCCCCCACGGGUGACUCCGGGGCCGCCCCCGUGCCCCCCACGGGUGACUCCGGGGCCGCCCCCGUGCCGCCCACGGGUGACUCCGGGGCCCCCCCCGUGCCCCCCACGGGUGACUCCGGGGCCCCCCCCGUGCCCCCCACGGGUGACUCCGGGGCCGCCCCCGUGCCCCCCACGGGUGACUCGGAGGCUGCCCCUGUGCCCCCAACGGGUGACUCUGAGGCUGCCCCUGUGCCCCCCACGGGUGACUCGGAGGCUGCCCCUGUGCCCCCCACGGGUGACUCGGAGGCUGCCCCUGUGCCCCCCACGGGUGACUCGGAGGCUGCCCCUGUGCCCCCCACGGGUGACUCUGAGGCCGCCCCUGUGCCCCCCACAGAUGACUCCAAGGAAGCUCAGAUGCCUGCAGUCAUUAGUUUCUAGUGUCCCAUGAACCUUGGUCUCAAGAGGCCUCAAGAGUAGGACCCCAGGGGCUCCCCUCCCGUCUUGAGCUCUUCCUGAAUAAAACCUCAUUUCCCUG
Symphalangus syndactylus (siamang) is the source of this 5657-nucleotide messenger RNA. RefSeq names its product carboxyl ester lipase (gene CEL). NCBI's taxonomy places the organism in Eukaryota, Metazoa, Chordata, Mammalia, Primates, Hylobatidae. The record is from RefSeq and is a predicted model, not a curated record.